AUGUCGCGGAAACCGUCAGACUAUUCCAGUAGAACUGGCCAUGGAACGGUAAGAGGAGCAACAGAGACGUCGACUGGCAACACAACAUGUACACAGGCAACAAGUGCAGCAGCAGCACUUCCUCAGCAUAAGACAAUUCCCAUGAAACGAGCAGGAAGUGAAGUGCGAGUAAUUCGAUUCAAAUGCAGUCUUCACAAUACAAUUCUUGAUGUGCUACGAGAGAGAGGAUGGCAGGAAACAAAAGAUGAUGAUUGGGAUAUUUACUGGUGUGAUGUUGGUUGGAUGAAAGAAUUUUUUGAUCACUGCUACAUGGAAGAACAUGUUCGCAUAUGUCAUUUUCGAAAUCACUAUGAGUUAACAAGAAAAAAUUUGAUGGUAAGAAACCUGAAGAGAUAUAGAAAACAGCUGGAACGAGAAUAUGGCAAACUUGAAGCAAGCAAAUGUGAUUUCUUUCCAACAACAUUCGAAUUACCAGCAGAAUAUCAUCUCUUUGUUGAAGAAUUUAAGAAAUAUCCUGGAAUUAUUUGGAUCAUGAAACCAGUUGCUAAGUCACAAGGAAAAGGGAUAUUUUUGUUUCGCAAACUCAAAGACAUUACAGACUGGAAGAAAGAGGAUCCAAUACAUCGUGACAGCUCUCAGGGUGAACGUGAACCACCAGAAACAUAUGUUGUGGCACGGUAUAUUGAAAAUCCUUAUUUAAUAGGAGGUAGGAAAUUUGAUAUCAGAGUAUACGUAUUUGUUACAUCGUAUAUACCACUUAAAGCCUGGUUGUAUCGCAGUGGAUUUGCUCGUUUCUCCAACACACGAUUUUCACUAGAAACCAUCAGUGAUUCUUACAUUCACCUCACAAAUGUAGCAAUACAGAAAACAGCACCGGAUUACGAUCCUGAAAAGGGAUGUAAAUGGUCAAUGCAGCAAUUGAGAACAUAUCUGACUGGUCGUCGUGGUCAAGAGUCGGUGAGCAUUUUGUUUCGUCUCAUUGACGACAUUUUCGUCAAAAGCCUGCACUCUGUGCAAAGGGUUAUGAUCAAUGACAAACAUUGUUUUGAACUGUAUGGGUUCGACAUCAUGAUUGACUCCAACAUGAAACCAUGGCUAAUCGAAGUGAAUGCAUCUCCUUCAUUAACUGCAAGCAGUCAGUCAGACUAUGAGUUAAAGGUUGGCCUACUGCAUGAUGUUCUACACAUUGUGGACAUGGAGAAUAGAUUGUCUGGAGAUGAGAAGCGUGUUGGUGGUUUUGAUCUCAUGUGGAAUGAUGGACCUGUCGCUAAUGAUGAUGAGCUGUGGGAUGCAGGAACACCACACUUAUACCCAACAAAUACCUUCCUUGGUUGCUAUAAUGACCGUGAGAAACAGCUCAAACAGCUUUUCAAAUCUCUCAACAGUCAACAACAACAGAGAGCAACAACACUGUAAGCUAAUUCCUACAUCAUCUGACCACAACUUGACACAAGACCAACCUCAUUGAGGAAUUUCCUACUAAAGGUUGACCUUUCUAAUUAGUGUACAUGAUAAUAUACAUAUAUACGUGGCUUUAUUUAAUUAAUUGAAGUUACAAGAAAUGUUCA
Molecule: messenger RNA, 1568 nt
Organism: Corticium candelabrum
Lineage: Eukaryota; Metazoa; Porifera; Homoscleromorpha; Homosclerophorida; Plakinidae
Product: probable tubulin polyglutamylase TTLL9
Exons: 20
Coding region: 1-1416 (471 amino acids)
Biological process (GO): protein polyglutamylation; microtubule cytoskeleton organization
Cellular component (GO): cilium
Molecular function (GO): tubulin binding; tubulin-glutamic acid ligase activity
Source: RefSeq, a predicted model, not a curated record